Messenger RNA from Insectozyma verbasci, 474 nucleotides. Lineage: Eukaryota; Fungi; Ascomycota; Pichiomycetes; Serinales; Debaryomycetaceae. The record is from the annotation of a GenBank genome assembly.
AUGAUUUAUUAUUUGCUUGCAUUGUUACUAAUUCCAAUUUCAUUUUAUUCAUCUGCAUUCAUUAAAAAUAUAACUGGAUCUAAUUCUGGUUUAUUAUAUACUAAUUUAGAUGAUAAUACAGUUUGUUAUGUUCAAAUUUAUGGUGUUGGUUUUGAUGGACAUAAAAAAGAUUCAGAUUUUAAAUGGGGGGUUGCGAAAGACUUAUAUACUAGUCCUGAAUUAGUUAUAUCAAGUGUACAAUAUAUGGAUCAAUUGUUAACAAAUGAUCAAGUUCAUGAAUUUACUGAAACUGUCGAUCAUUUACCUAAUUAUGAUGAAAAAAUGGAUUAUUGUCAAGAAUUUAAGGAAAAAGUUGAAUUUUGGAGUGAUACAAAACAUAAAGCUAGACAUGUAAGUCAUGUUGAACCAGCUGAACCAAAUUUAUUUUUAAGAAUUAUAAAUUAUUUUAUUGCAAUUUUCACAACUAUUGAUUAA